Molecule: messenger RNA, 558 nt
Organism: Sabethes cyaneus
Lineage: Eukaryota; Metazoa; Arthropoda; Insecta; Diptera; Culicidae
Exons: 2
Coding region: 1-558 (185 amino acids)
Source: RefSeq, a predicted model, not a curated record
AUGGUUGCACGGAUGCAAAUUGGAUUACUGCUUGCAGCGCUAUUCGUAAUAUCGAACGUUACCCCCGCUGAUAUUGAUGUGAUGUUUGAGAAAAUUGAGCAACUCAACGGGACAGAAUAUAUGGAUUUCCGUCGGAUUCGGGUACGUAAGUUCAACCGGACCGUCUCGGUGCUGGAUGGAACCUUCGAUCUGCUAAUGGUAGCUGAUAAUCGGUUUGAGAUGGCUGUCAAACUGGCGUAUAGUUCCAGAGGCAACAAUCAGUUCAACCAAUACCCGAUGAAGAUCGCUCCACAGCAAAUUUGUGACUUCUUCAAUACCACCUGGAGGGACUAUCAUCAGUAUUUUGAAGACAAUACCAACUUUCCGGAAAUCGGAGAAUGUCCGAUAACACCAAAGGAGUUUUACGUUAGAAACCACAUCCUCGAUUCGAGCAUGUUUCCACCCUAUCUGCCACGAGGCCUUUGGCGCAUGAGUUUGUUCAUGCAAACGAUUGACACGAAAUCCGUUCAUCUUCUUGUCGACGUUCUAUUCAAAGUGGCUGAUAGAGGCAUAUUCUAA